Molecule: messenger RNA, 1670 nt
Organism: Nicotiana attenuata
Lineage: Eukaryota; Viridiplantae; Streptophyta; Magnoliopsida; Solanales; Solanaceae
Product: pectin acetylesterase 8-like
Exons: 11
Coding region: 257-1279 (340 amino acids)
Biological process (GO): cell wall organization
Cellular component (GO): plant-type cell wall
Molecular function (GO): pectin acetylesterase activity
Source: RefSeq, a predicted model, not a curated record
AUAGGGUGACCAUUUUAUAACAUUUUGAUGGGACAACAUGUAUCAGGAACGUUAAUGGAAGAAACAAAAAAGAUAUGUACUGAAGGAAUUUUACUUAUAAAUAGAGCUGGAUGAACUCAUACCAGCUCACUCACCUCUGCUUCUAAGCAUUGUUUGCUUUCUCCCUCUAAAAUCUCCUUUCUUUUUCAUUACUUAUCUCAGCCCUUUUAAGAAGAACAAGGUUCUUGAUAACAUCAUUCAAUCCCUUUUAAUUUGCAUGAUGGAGUUAACCUUUCUGUUGGCUUUGCUAGCAUGUCCAGCAGUGCUGUGUACAACAACUACUCUCGGCGGAGAUGAUAGUCAAUACGUCAAUAUCACGAUACUCCAUAGAGCGACUACCGAAGGCGCAGCUGCAGUAUGCCUAGAUGGAAGUCCACCAGCAUAUCAUUUGGAUAUGGGACAUGGUAGCGGACUUCGCAGUUGGAUUAUCGUCAUGGAUGGAGGCGCUUGGUGUCAAAGUAUCCCAGAUUGCCUUAGUCGUUCAACUACCAACUUAGGUUCUUCCAAGCACAUGAAGAAGGUAUCUUGGUUUGCUGGGGUACUGUAUCAUAAUCCCCAAAAUAAUCCAGAAUUUUACAACUGGAAUAGGGUGAGGGUGAAGUAUUGUGAUGGUUCAUCUUUCACUGGUGAUGUUGAACAAGUUGACCCUGACAACAAGCUGUUUUUUAGAGGGGCAAGAAUAUUUAACGCCAUCAUGGAAGAUUUAGGGAGCAAAGGAAUGCAAUAUGCUGAAAAUGCAAUUUUGAGCGGAAUUUCAGCAGGAGGGUUGGCUACAAUCUUGAACUGCAACAAGUUCAAGUCCCUCUUGCCGAAAGAUGUUAGAGUUAAGUGCGUCGCAGAUGCAGGAUUCUUCAUUAACGGGCAGACUAUUUCUGGUGCUUCAGAUAUUCAGGAAAUGUAUCAGAGAGUUGUUACAUUACAUGAAUCGGCUAAGAAUCUGCCUCUAUCUUGUACGUCUGCAAUGGAACCAAGCCUGAUUGAAAAUAUUUUAGUUCCUAAAUACCUUGAUCGUCAACAUGUCUGGGAUGAUUGCAAGAAACAGAUAAGUAACUGCACAUUUAGCCAGCGGUUAAUUAUUCAAGUUUUUGGAGUGGAGUUCUUGAAGGUUUUCGAGGGACUAACCCCUUCUUUUACGAGGGGUUAUUUUACGACAUCUUGCCAUUCUCAUGGUGCAAUUCUGUCGAAUAAUUACUGGUUCAGUCCUACCUCUCCAAGAUUAAUUCAUAAAGACAAUUGGUGAAGCAGUUGCGGAUUGGUUCUUGGAGAGGGCAGGGUUUCAAUACAUAGACCCAUAUCCUUGUGCUAGAGAUUGCAAACUGUAAGUUGGAGAACUUCUGUAACGAAUAGGCUUGCAGAUAUUGUACCUGCCCGUUUAUUUGGUGACACGGUUGUUGAGGAGUAGCUGACGGUUGGACAUCGGAGUACAGAAAGUUUUUAUGUUUUACUGUUAAGUCCUAUAUUUUCCAAUUUUCCAGUUUAGCGCAAAUUAACUUUUACUAAUGUAUUUCAGUUUGGUCCGGUAGAGUAAGUUAGGGAUUGUGUAAUCCAAUGCUAUGAAGCUGUAUUUAAGAAGAACAACUGUACUGAUUUCUGUUAUUUUGAGUGAAAAAUCUUACCUUCCCCUCUCUCAA